UCUUAUGGGGCUUGUCGUGGUCUGUGUGUCUUUAAGUGCUUUGUUGAAGACACCUCAUGAUCAUUCUAGCAGCUAUUGUAAUGUAAUGCAUAUACCGUUAACUCUGGCCAUUCACUGGGGUGAGAGUGGGUGGAAGGUGGUAAUGUGGGGGAGGUGACCAAGGGCCCAGAUAAGAGAGUGAGGAAGGCCGGAUUCAGGUUUGUGUAUCUGGCUGGGUGAAGGAGGUGAAGGAAUCUGCUGCUGUUUCGUUUUCAUCAUGGCUGCUGUGCAAACAGACGUUUCCCUGUGGUCGCAACCUUGGGAGAGGCCUUUGUCCAUCUACGGAGGGUUGGUGUGUAACUCGCUGAUGGCUGACUUCUGGUCUGACAGAACUCCGCUCCAUGAAGCGGCCUUUCAGGGCAGACUCCUCCACCUCAGGGCCCUUAUCGCUCAGGGCUUCCAUGUUGACACAGUCACCAUGGACGGGGUCACGCCGCUCCACGAGGCUUGCCUCGGGGGUCGUUACGCUUGUGCCAAGUUUCUUCUGGAUAAUGGAGCAAAUGCAAUGGCAGUGUCAACAGAUGGCGCCACACCUCUCUUCAAUUCCUGCAGCAGCGGGAGCGCUGCCUGCCUCAAGCUCAUCCUGCAGCACAGUGCCUCCAUCCACACCACCUACCAGCUGGCAUCUCCAAUCCACGAGGCUGCCAAGAAAGAUCACAGAGAGUGCCUGGAGCUGCUGCUGGCCCAUGGAGCUCAGAUUGAUCUGGAGCUGCCUGACGUUGGGACGCCGCUCUACUCUGCCUGCAUGUCCCGGGCUGCAGCCUGCGUAGAGGUGCUGCUGUAUUCAGGAGCAGAUGUUCAGAUCGGAUGCGGGCCGGACAGUCCUCUGCAUGCUGCAGUUUUGGGGGGAGGAGCUGACGUUGUGCAUCUUCUCCUGGACUUUGGAGCUGAUGGGUGUCGCAGGAACGCUGAGGCGAAGACUCCUCUUGAUCUGUCGAAGCCAAACAGCUCAGUGAGAGCUGCACUGCUGAGCAGAGGUCCCUGCUCUCUGUCUCAGCUCUGUCGCUUACGUAUUCGUCGAAGUCUCGGAAAGAGUCGUCUGCACAGGGCCUCGAGCCUCUUUGUCCCUCACAGUAUCAAGGACUUCCUCCUCUACCAAUGACACAUCUCUGCCGUCCUUUGCUUUUUU
Molecule: messenger RNA, 1168 nt
Organism: Pundamilia nyererei
Lineage: Eukaryota; Metazoa; Chordata; Actinopteri; Cichliformes; Cichlidae
Gene: asb11
Product: ankyrin repeat and SOCS box containing 11
Exons: 7
Coding region: 257-1141 (294 amino acids)
Biological process (GO): intracellular signal transduction; protein ubiquitination; positive regulation of protein catabolic process
Molecular function (GO): protein binding
Source: RefSeq, a predicted model, not a curated record